AUGGGACAUAUUUCAUCUGCGUUCAAUAGGUUGGCAAAGUCCUUCGCAACGAAGAAAGGUGGGAGUUCGGAUGGAUGCAACGGAAGAGAAGCUGCGGAAGCAAUGGCAAAGGAAGCCAAAAAAAAUCACUUCAUAUUGCAUAGCUCCGGCACCAUUAAUGUUGAUGGUUCAAACAACUCUGUCUCACUUUUCUCCAAAAAAGGCAAGAAAGGGGUCAAUCAGGAUUGCUGCGUAGUGUGGGAAGAAUUUGGGUGCCAAGAGGACAUGAUCUUCUGUGGGAUUUUUGACGGGCACGGGCCAUGGGGUCACUUCGUGGCUAAAAGAGUAAGAAAGUCAAUGCCACCAUCUUUGCUAUGCAACUGGCAGGAGACACUUUCUCAAACUGCACUUGAUCCAGAUGUUGAUGUUGAUAUAGAGACAGAGAAAAAGCAACACCGGUUUAAUAUAUGGAAGCACUCUUACUUGAAGACUUGUGCUGCCAUUGAUCGAGAACUAAAGCAGAAUCGCAAGAUAGAUUCAUUUUUCAGCGGAACAACUGCCUUGUCCAUUGUGAGACAGGGUGAACUCAUAGUAAUUGCAAACGUUGGUGACUCUCGUGCUGUAUUAGCCACAGCAUCAGAUGAUGGAAAUUUAGUAGCAGUUCAGUUGACUGUAGAUUUCAAGCCCAAUUUACCUCAGGAAGCAGAGAGAAUACUGGAGUGCCAAGGACGAGUGUUCUGCUUAGAAGACGAGCCCGGGGUGCACAGGGUGUGGUUGCCGGAUGAGGAGUCUCCAGGACUUGCCAUGUCAAGGGCUUUUGGUGACUACUGCGUCAAAGAGUAUGGUCUUAUAUCAGUCCCUGAGGUAACACACAGGAACAUAACCAGCAAAGACCAGUUUGUUGUGCUAGCCACUGAUGGGGUGUGGGAUGUAAUCUCUAAUCAAGAAGCAGUGGACAUUGUGUGUUCAACGGCAGACAGAACAGAUUCUGCCAAACAUUUGGUGGAGUGUGCAAUGCGUGCAUGGAAACGCAAGAGGAGGGGCAUUGCAAUGGAUGAUAUUUCAGCUAUUUGUCUCUUCUUUCACUCUUCACCGUCACUUGACCAAGUUGAUGCCACCCUAGAAUAG
Sphenostylis stenocarpa is the source of this 1107-nucleotide messenger RNA. NCBI's taxonomy places the organism in Eukaryota, Viridiplantae, Streptophyta, Magnoliopsida, Fabales, Fabaceae. The record is from the annotation of a GenBank genome assembly.